Molecule: messenger RNA, 1035 nt
Organism: Metarhizium album ARSEF 1941
Lineage: Eukaryota; Fungi; Ascomycota; Sordariomycetes; Hypocreales; Clavicipitaceae
Product: Ribonuclease H2 subunit A
Exons: 1
Coding region: 1-1035 (344 amino acids)
Biological process (GO): DNA replication, removal of RNA primer; mismatch repair
Cellular component (GO): ribonuclease H2 complex
Molecular function (GO): RNA-DNA hybrid ribonuclease activity; RNA binding
Source: RefSeq, a predicted model, not a curated record
AUGGACGAAACCGACCAAACACCACCGCCGCCGCCGCCGCCGCCGACGACGACGACGUCGACCUUUCUCCCGCCCUCGAUCCACCGCGAAGCCCUCGUCGCUGGCUCAUCAUUCACGCACUUCUCGCCCGUCCCCCCCACCCUCCUCACGCCCACGUCCGCCUCCGACCCAGCCUCGCUUCCCCCCCUCUGCCUCGGCGUCGACGAAGCCGGCCGUGGCCCCGUGCUCGGCCCCAUGGUGUACGGCAUCUUCUACCUCCCGCUGCCCCUGUCCGACCCCCUCCUCCGGACGACGCACCACUUCGACGACUCCAAGGUGCUCACGGCCGCGGCGCGCUCCUCGCUCAUGCAGACCCUCUGCACGCAAGACACCGACCUCCACGCCAACUGCGGCUGGGCCACGGCGGCCCUCUCGGCGCGCGACAUCUCGGCCAACAUGCUCCGCCCGCUCGGCGUGUACAACCUCAACGCGCAGGCCAUGGACGCCACCAUUGCCCUGAUCAAGGGCGCCUUUGACCGCGGCCUCAACAUCCGCGAGAUAUACGUCGACACCAUCGGCCAGCCGGCCACGUACCAGGCCAAGCUGCAGCGCGUCUUCCCCACGACCAGCAUCACCGUCGCCAAAAAAGCAGACAGCCUGUACCCCUGCGUGAGCGCCGCCUCGGUGUGCGCCAAGGUGACGAGGGACGCCGCGCUCGAGGUCUUGUACGACGCGCGCCGGGACGAGGACGCCGCCGUCGACGGCGCGCCCCCCAUGGAAUGGGGCUCCGGGUACCCCUCCGACGCGAGGUGCGUCAACUGGCUGAGGAGGAACAUGCACCCCGUGUUUGGCUGGGGCCCCGAAUGCAGGUUCAGCUGGGGGACGGCAAAGGACAUGCUCGAGUCGGGGGGCGGCGUCAAGGUCCAAUGGCCCGCGGAGGAGGGAGAGGGCGCCGACUCCAUGAGGGUGACGGAUUUCUUAGUCGCCGGCCGUGGCGAGGACAAGAAUGAGUUGGGCGGGUGGUACGGCUCGCCGGUCGGACCGGCGGCGUUUUGA